Molecule: messenger RNA, 702 nt
Organism: Chelonoidis abingdonii (Abingdon island giant tortoise)
Lineage: Eukaryota; Metazoa; Chordata; Testudines; Testudinidae
Source: RefSeq, a predicted model, not a curated record
AUGUUCAGCCAACAUGACUGGGAUUCCCUUCUCAUGACUGCACAAAGUGCUGUCGUUUUUGCUUCUUCAGUGAAGGAUAAAAAAGCUUGCAGGCCAGGAUUCUAUAAAGCAUUUGCUGGGAAUAUAAAGUGUUCCAAGUGCCCUCCGCACAGUUUAACCUAUGUAGAAGCAACUUCUGUCUGUCAGUGUGAAAAAGGUUACUUCAGAGCUGAGAAAGAUCCACCAACUAUGGCAUGUACCAGGCCACCUUCUGCUCCACGGAAUGUGAUUUCUAAUAUUAAUGAAACAGCUCUUAUGUUGGAAUGGAGCCCGCCUAGUGACACGGGGGGGAGAAAAGAUCUCACCUACAGUGUCAGCUGUAAGAAAUGUGGAUCAGACACCAGCCAAUGUGAGAUAUGCGGUGGAGGUAUCCGUUUCAUCCCAAGACAUACAGGCCUGAUUAACUCAUCUGUGACUGUGCUUGAUUUUGUGUCUCAUGUGAACUACACCUUUGAAAUAGAAGCCAUGAAUGGAGUCUCUGAGCUGAGUUUCUCCCCCAAGCCAUUCACAGCUAUCACAGUUACCACAGAUCAAGAUGCACCCUCCUUGAUAGGUAUGGUAAGGAAGGACUGGGCUUCCCAAAACAGCAUUGCCCUCUCAUGGCAAGAGCCUGACUUUCCCAAUGGAGCCAUUCUGGACUACGAGAUCAAGUACUAUGAGAAA